AUGUCGCCAGCAGAAAUGGUCUCGGGCAACAUCGACGCGCUCUUAGCGAUGAAUCGUAUGAAACGUAUAGCAAAUCAGAUACUUUCCGUCGUAGUGCUGGCCUGCUCUAAAGCGACCGUAGCACUCCUUGUGAUUUCAAUUGAGCCAUUUACGACCAUCCUCCGAGCGUGCAAAAUUGUCCUAGGGCUGAUCGGUGUCUGGACAUUGGUCGGGAUCAUCACACUGGCAGCACAGUGUACACAAGCAGACACAUGGGAUUUGGAGUCCAGCCGGUGUGUUAACCAGGAAGGGCUCUAUAUUGCUCUUGGUGUGUUCCAUAUUCUGCUAGAUAUCGCGAUCGUCGCGAUCCCAAUUGCCCUGAUGUGGAGGGUGCAAAUGAUCGGGUGGAAGCGACGUCAAAUAUCGGCUCUCUUUGCGCUUCGCUUAAUUGUCCCUGUCAUUACGAUCCCUGGCUUACUCUCCUUGACAUCCUCUUUUCAUACGGACCCCCUUGACCGGCCUUGGAAUGGGGUUAUGCCAGCCAUUUGGUUACAGCUAGUGCAGAGCUCGUCCAUAUUAUGCACCUGCAUUCCGAGUCUGAAGCGAGUUCUCGCCGACCUCCAAACUGGAAUGAUGGCCGGAACGAUCUCAGAAUUUUUUGAGCUGUCGGUUUCAGGCGCCCACAGCACCGCAGGGGGUCCCAAUUCGCGGUCUAGAGGCAGACGACAUCCAUAUGUUCCAGGACCAGUUGCUCUCGCUACGAAUGUCACAGGCAACUGGAGUGAAGAUGCAGCGCACCCGAGCUCCAGCAGGACACUUCUGCGCCCCAGUGAGAACCUUCCAAAACAGAGGGGUGAUGCUACUGUGCAUACAAUAGGAUACCAGGAGAGCCAUGAUGGGUCCCAUUCCAGGGCAUCGUCAAGUAGCCGGGAUCUGGCUCCACAUUGCGCUGAGAGAUGCAGGCUAUCCUCGGACAAGGCGGGGCAACAGUAG
Aspergillus tanneri is the source of this 972-nucleotide messenger RNA. RefSeq lists its product as uncharacterized. Lineage: Eukaryota; Fungi; Ascomycota; Eurotiomycetes; Eurotiales; Aspergillaceae. Bases 1 to 972 code for a protein of 323 amino acids. The record is from RefSeq and is a predicted model, not a curated record. The transcript is spliced from 3 exons.